AUGACACUUACAUUGAAUGAUAUUGAUCAAAAUCCUGAAUUGAUUAGUAGUUGUGAUUGUUUUCAAGGAAUUUUAAUUUAUUUUCGUCCAUUAUUAAGAACUGAUGAUAUAAAAUUAAGUAAAUUUCUCGAAAAUCUAAGUGAACAAACACGUCAGUUUUCUACUCGUAAUAGUUAUGAUAUCGAUGAAGCUCGUCAAUUAUGUUUUGCAAUUAAUCGUUAUGAUAAAUUACGUCUUAUUGCUCUAAUUAAUAAUGAAACAAUUAUUGCUCUAUUUGAAUUUAGUUUAUCUAUUGUUGAAGAUGAUCGAAAACGUUUUGAAGAAAAAUAUAAUAUUAAAUUAAAUGAAAUAACUGACAUAAGAUUUGGUCCAUGUAUUAGUGAUGAAUAUCAAAAUCGUCAUCUAGGUUGUUGGUUAUUUGAGAAAAUAAAAACUAUUGCACGACAAAUGGGUAAAGAACGUAUUAUUCUUUGGGGUGGUGUACUACAUCAUAAUAAACGAGCUAUAAGAUUUUAUGAAAAAAUUGGUUUUAAAAUUUUUACAAAUAUUUAUAUGAAUGAUUAUGAAUAUGAAUGUUUAGAUGGAAUUUACAAUCUAUUUGAAUAA
Molecule: messenger RNA, 606 nt
Organism: Adineta steineri
Lineage: Eukaryota; Metazoa; Rotifera; Eurotatoria; Adinetida; Adinetidae
Source: the annotation of a GenBank genome assembly